GGUCAUGGCUUCGCGUCACUCAUAGGCGACGGUUUUAAAGUGCACUGUUUUGAAGUAGCUGCUAAGACCUGACACCACACGGCAAACUGAACCAAAAUGGGUGGCAAAAAUAAGCAAAGAACGAAGGGGAAUGUUCGGCCAUCCAGCAGCGGCAGAGCAGCCGAUUUAUUGGCCCGUGAAAGCGGGGUCAUUCCUGGGUUCGUUGGAUUUGGGAUUUCGACCUCAAAUGAGCCAGGAUACGUGCCUGCUGUCCAUGGUGCAGAAGAAAUAGACCAUCUGGUAGAUGCUGAUUUUCGUUUGGUUUUGAGGAAGUUGUCCAAGAGAGAUGCAGUCACAAAACUGAAGGCAGUACAGGAAUUUGGAGCUAUGUGUCAGGAGCGUGAAUCAGACAUAGUGAAAGGUGUUCUUCCCUACUGGCCACGGAUAUACUGCAAAAUAUCACUGGAUCAUGACCGCCGAGUUCGAGAGGCCACACAGCAGGCAUUUGAGCAGCUCAUUCUGAAAGUCAAGCGAAACCUUGCACCUUACCUGAAAGGUAUAAUGGGCCACUGGAUCAUAGCUCAGUGUGACACAUAUUCCCCUGCUGCCUCUGCUGCUAGCGUCGCCUUCCAGACUGCCUUCCCCCUCAACAAACAGCCGGAGGCUCUCAGUUUCUGCAAAGAUGAAGUGCUGAAUGUGCUCCAAGACAAUCUGCUGAAGGAAACAGCCGACACCCUCAGUGACCCACAGAGCAUUCCAGAGGAGGAGCGAGAGGCAAAAUACAUGCGUCUGCUGACCAGCUCCCUGCUGGCACUAAAGAGAUUGCUAGUAAUGAUUCCUCAGACAGACCGUGAGGCUCUAGGCGAACAUCUUGCUCAUGUUCUCUCACAGGGGAAGUUCUGGAAGUACAGCAAACACAAAACUCCACAGGUCCGAGGGGCGUUCUUCGAGGUGGUUGCUGCUCUGUGUGAGCUCGCUCCUCAGCUCGUUGAGGCCGAAGCAGCACGAGCUUGUUCUGCUGUACUCCUCAGUAUUGACGACGCUGACCCUGUGGUCCUGCCGCCACUGUGGGAGGCUGUUCUGCACAUUCUCUCCAGCAUAGAGGACUGUUGGACUCAUGUAAAUGCGAGGAAAGGUGUGCUACCCAAGCUUUGGGUACUACUGAAAGAGGGAGGACAUGGCCUGGCCACUGCACUGCACCCCAACAUGCUCCCCUUUAUCAGCAAACUUCCAGCAGAGGUCACUGAGCCCAAACUUGACUUCUGUAGAUCAUUCUUUACAUCCAUCAUACAAGGACUGUCCAGUGAGCGUGCCGUAGCCAGCCCCUCAGAGUGUGCAGCCAUUGUUUUUGCCACCAUGGAGUGCUUGCGUUUCCUUCUACUACAGAACGCAGGAGAGGAGCCAGAACAGCGGGCCAUGCAGACUGUACUCAUUUCAGAGCAGCUCCUGCCUUUGAUAGACAAAUCUCUAGGAAACCCUGCUUUGCAGAGUGGGCCUCUGUUCCUUCAGAUUACCGAAAUGCUGGUGUCAUGGGAGAAGCGUACGACUGGGAAUGAUGCCAAGACCUUCCAGAGACUGCUGGUAGAUUUCUGGGACGGCCUGGGCAGCCUUUGUGUGGGGUAUGUGGAUCAAGAGCAGACAGAGCAGGUGGCUCUGGAAGGCGUGGCCUCUCUGCUGCAGAUCAUGCAGAACCCUUGUAAACAGGUCAAGCGGAAGAAGUCUGUGAAGAUCUGCUUCUCGGACCAGGAAGCAAAAGGGCAAGGGGAAGAUCCUCCAAGCGGAACUCCACCAACAGAGCUUUCUGAAAGCCAAGGGAAGCAGGACUCUUCCCUGAGGAGCAGCCACCUGCUGGAACUGGUGUGCCAGCUGGCUGAAUUGAACAUGGUGUAUGUGUGUGAGCGCAACUCAGAGAGGCACCUACACUUUCUGGCUCUGCUGCUGCGUGCCUUCCCAAAGCCACAGGUGUUCCAGGUGCUACUAAAGUCAGAAGAUGGGAAGCCUGAACAGGGACUGGAAGCAGAGCUCGGUGCGCUGACUGAAAACCCAGCUGUACGCUUUCUCCUGCAGAGAGUGGUGAUGUGGCUCCGCCAGGAUGACAGACAGGGCACUGACUUUCUGGUGGACAUGGUGUUCAGCGCUUUACAUUGCUGUAACUCCAAAGGGGAGCAGACUCUUGUUCUCAACCACCUCACUAUGAGCUUGAAAUGGGGUGUUAUUUUGCAAAUUAUCCAAAAGGCGUGUGCUGAUGCUGGCUACUUGGAAGCUUGCAGAGGCUGGUUAAAAGGUUCAGUGCUAGGUGAGCGCUUGGUAGGGCUGGCUGGUGAGCUGUGUGCCUUCGGGCUUAAAGGAUCGCCCUCUCUCUCCUCCCCACUCAUGAGCCAAAACAGCCAUAGCUGGCCACUCAUCAGCCUGGCCCUCUCUCAGCAAAGCAAUAAUGAGUCUCUGAUUGGUAAGGUGUAUGUGGAGCAGAUCAUCGAGCGGCUACAUGCGACACUGACCGAGGCAAAGGGCAUGUCAGAUGCUGGGAACAUGGAGCCUCUCGUCUCCUUCAUCUGCGACGUGGCCUCCAACUUUUUCUCAUCUGUAAAAGGCUGUUUAUUGCUGGCAGCGGCGGAAGAGCUGGUGCUCACCAUUUUCCAGCUCUGUGCUCUGGACCAGACCCUCACACACCUCUCAGAUGCUCUGCUGCAGAAGAUGAAACUUGCCUACACUGCUGGAGUGCAUUCAUUAGUCACACAGUUAGGGGCAGGGGUCACGAAGGGGACCUUCCUCUACAGUGCUGCAGUCUGGGUUAAAACCCUGCUUCUCACUUCUACUCUCAAUGCAAAAAGUCUGCAGGUUCUGGUCCAGGCAGUGCAGAGCUUGGCCGAAACCCUGUCCUCAGCCCAGCAGAGCGAGUGCCUGUUGUCACAGUUCAUUUGCUGUCUCACCCCAACACAUGAGGAGUGGGUCUGCCUCAGAAAGGCCCUGCCUCCUCAGUGGGUAAAGCGUCCCCUGCUGUGUGGGCGUCUCAGAGUGACUGAGGAGAUCCCUGGCGUGGAAUUGUGGAAGGUGAAGGACAUGAGCAGACUCCCUGCACAUCUGUGUGCCAGUGCUGUGCUGGGAAAAAUCAUUUUCAUUGCAGUACCAGCUGAUACCCAGCAGGAGGAGACAGACACCUCAGAACUUCCUGAUCUCAGACACACGGUUGCAGAAAUUCUUUAUGCUCUGCAGUGGUGUGAAGAGAUGGAGCAUUGCCCUGCCAUGCUGGCUGAAUAUUACAAAAUGCUCCAAGACUGGAACAUAGCUGAGAAAACCCAUAGCAACAGUUCAGCCAAAGCUGGCAUUCUGGAAACAUUGUUCACAAGGUCGCGAGAAGAGGGUGCCCUCUGGUCACUGACUUUGGCAAGCUAUAUCCAGAAUACCAAACCAGAUGCCAGCAUAAUUAAGAGUCACUGUGGUAACAUGGAGAGUUUCUAUCCUCUCUCAGAACAGAGUGUGUGCACUAUUCAAGUGCUGUGUUCGUCUCUGACUGCUGCAGAAAGAGAAGGACUCAUUGCUCUGUCCAUUGCUGAACUACUCAACUGGCAGGAGAAAGAGCAAGACUGUGCCCACAGUGUGUGGGCGUGCCUAGCUGUGCUGCACUGUUGUCUGCAGGCUGAGACUCCUGUGGAGGAGGAGAUUCUGCUGGCUGUCAUGGCCACCUUACUGGAGUGGCGCAACAGCAGAGAGGAGUGGUUCCUUUUUAACAGUGACCUGGGGAAAGCAUCUGCUGCGGAGCUUGCUCUGCCUGUGGAGAUGAUGUGUUUCCUGUGCUGGCUGGUGGACCAUUCUCCUACAGUUCUUGGCAGCACUCAUUGGGACUUCCUCCUCUGCUCCAUGCUGGCCUGGCUGGAGACUGCCAGUGAGAGCAGUGGGGCCUUCUGGAAUCCCUGGGUACAGCAGUUUGUGUGUGCUAACUGUGAGCUGAUUGUGAGACUCACUGACUUCUUCAUAGCACUGCCUGCUGGUGUGGCAGAGCAGCUGCCAUCUGAGCUCAGCUCAGAGUGGCAGGAGUUUUUUGUGGAGGGAAUCCACAAUCUGCUGCUGCCUCUGCUAGUGAAGAUUCCUGUUGAGUUCCCUGAGCCAGAUGAGCCGCUGUUUCCGAUGGCCGUGGUGGUUGCGGUGGGCAACGCCCUCUCCUACAUCCCCAUCCAGUUACUUACACAGAAUAAACUUCCAGCCCGGUUUGUGGCAGACCAGAACAGCAGCCUGCCUGAUGCCCUUCAGACUCUGCUGAACACUCUCGGCCCACUGCUGCUGUUCAAGGCCCGACCACUGCAGCUAGCUGUCUAUCACAUGCUGCACAAGAUUAUGCCUCUACUACCAGAAAGUGAUCGUGAAAGUGCCACUGCCAAAUCUGAAGAUGAAGAUGAGGAAGAGCCUUGCCUGUCCCCUCCAGCAGCGAUAAUGACUAUUCUCACAGCCACAGAGGAGUUACUAGAGAAUAUUCUGGGUGGCGUGCAGGUGGGUGGGUUUGCUGUGGUGCAGCCCCUCAGCAUGGAACACUGUUGCAUCCUGGGAUACCUGCUGGCCUGGAAACUCCUCCUCACCUUCUUUAAAGCUGCACCUUCUCAGCUGCGUGUCCAGUACUCCUUGCAUUUACGGAAGACCCGUGCUCUGCAUAAACUGCUGCUACAUCUUUUCCGGCUCAUGCCAGAAAACCCGGCACUGCCUGGGCAGCCCACAGAAAUGGCCAGCAAAGACCCUAAAAGCUUCUUUACUGAGAAUCUGUCCCUCUCUCUGCACCAAACGGAAGGUUUGCAGUGUGAGGUUCCCCACCUGGCCUGCUCUGUGUACUAUGGAGCUUUGAAAGACCUGCCUGCAAUGGUUCGCUUAUGGUGGAACAGUCAGGAGAAGCGCGUGUUCAGCAUUGUGGAUAAGUUCACCAGCAAAUAUGUCAGCAGUGUGCUGUCAUUGCAGGAGAUCACCUCAGUGCAGUCCAGCACGCAGACCUUCGAGAAUAUGACGGUAAAAGCACGCUCUGCCACGCGAGAGGUGAUUGCGACCUACUCGGUGGAUGAUAUCUUUAUCGAGCUGGUAAUCCAGCUGCCUCAGAACUACCCUCUGGGCUCCAUCUCUGUGGAGAGUGGCCGUAGGGUUGGAGUAGCUGUGCAACAGUGGCGCAACUGGAUGCUCCAGCUUAGCACAUACCUUACAAAUCAGAAUGGCAGCAUUAUGGAGGGUCUGUCUCUGUGGAAGAAUAAUGUGGACAAGCGUUUUGAGGGAGUGGAGGACUGCAUGAUCUGCUUUUCAGUCAUCCAUGGAUCCAACUAUUCACUGCCUAAGAAAGCCUGUCGCACUUGCAAGAAGAAAUUCCACUCAGCUUGCCUGUACAAAUGGUUCACAUCAAGCAACAAGUCCACAUGCCCGCUGUGCAGAGAGACCUUUUUCUAAACACGACUACCAUCAACAGGUGACUAAGCUGUGGACAAUGAUGAGAGACAAAACAAAUAAGACGAAGAGCAAAUCUCAGUUUGUAAGUUUGUACAUAUAAUUUUGACUGAAGUCCUGUCAGUCAUCCAAACCCAUCCAACUGUCUGACCGGGCAUUGACUUUACCCGUCUAUUUCACAAUCAAGAACAUAUUCGAUGGUCACUGUUUAAGCCAUCUCGUCAUCAUUGAAGGAUAAACAUGCGAAAAGACAGUAUUUCUUUUUUGAAUCAUGGCCUGGAAAUGCUGCCUUGAUCGCCUUCUCUAAACACUGUAAAGCAGUUGACCCUCUACAAGACCAGGAAUCUGUUUGAGCAAUGCAGAGAAACUAAUGUGGGUUUUUUUAAAAAUUUGAAUCAUGAUUUAUUUUUGUUUAUGAUGUCCUCAAAAUUGACUUAAAGGGCCCAUAUCACACAUUUUUCUUGUUUUUAGUAUUUGGAGGUUAUAAUGUUAGUGGGGUUUUAUGAAUAAUUAAUUAAUACACGACCUCUGUUUGUGCCUGAAUUAAAUAGACUGUUACUAUGCCUUUAAGUUGAUGUAUUUCAGUGAUCUCUGUUCUGACUGGCUGCCCUUUAUUAUGCCUACUUUAAGAAGUAAUCCAGGCUGAAACAUUCCUUACAACCUCAGCAUGAAUGGGUUGGGCUAAAAUGGUAUUGGCUGAAUUGACAGAUGUAUGUAAAUGCAUUGAUUUUCGUGCUUUUACAAAAACAAUAAAAUUAAAAUGGGCUAGUUUCACAAUUAGUUUUCAUAUGUGGAUAGUACAGAGUGGGGAAUGAAUGCUAUAUUUUCAAACUUUACCAUUUACUAGGUAUUAUUAAUUGCGUAUAAUUGUGACCGAUUUGAAUUGUUAAUUUUUUCUUCAAUAAAUUAGGGUCUAAUACGUUUUCACCAAAAAGACCACCAUAUUUCUUUUUUUUUUUUCUCUUUUUUUUUCCUCUGGGUUGAGGUUAAAUGUUGAGCAUAGUGUGCCAGACUGCCAGUUAAUUGUGGUUGUGUUGUCAUGUACAUAGUACUUUGUUUUGGUUCUGGCAGUUGCCAGGCUCCUUGUUAUUAGGUUAAAUUUCCAGACAGUGCUGUUGAUAAUGUAGGCUGUAAUUAAGUUAGCUUGACAAAGCCAACUUACUGUUCUUUGUUUUAUUAAUUGAUUUUUCUUUUGCACACUGUUUUCAAGCUAGAGGCACGAAAGCCUUGUAGAGUCUAUACAGGAAAAAUGCUUUUGGGACUGUUUGCAUGUUCAGCUUUCAUGCGGUGUUCAUUCGGAUACGUUUUCCCUUAGAAAAUGACUGAUGGAAUGUUGAGAACAUUCAAAUCUAAUCGCCACAAAUGAUGUCACAAAGCACAUCGCUCGCACUGUCCCGUAUAGAAGUUACAUACAGGCGUGCGUACUAGUGCACACACACAUUCACACACCUUAGCAACCAGCUAAUCAUAGCAAUGGCCUAGCUACAUGUUGGCAACCACCAGAGGUUCCAUAGUAGUGGCCUAGCAAGACCUAACCACCUGGAAUAACGCAACAGUGGCCUAGCUCCACCACAGUAACCACCUGUACGAUAGCAAUGGCCCAGCAGCACUUUAGCAACCACCAGAAAUAUCAUAGCUGUGGCCAGCUACACUUUGGCAACUACUUUGGAUAACAUACCAAUGGCCCAUCAACACAUAAGCAACCACCAGGGAUACCGUAGCAACAGCUUAGAAAUAUCUUGGUAACCGUCUGGGGUUCCAUAGCAAUGGUUUUGCCAUCCAACCUAAAAUUUGUCCACAAACCUGACCCUUCUAGCUAAAAUGGUGUCUCUUGCCAUUUCAGAAUUUGGAUUUGGUGUACCAGUGAACCCUUAUGUUUACAUACAACAUUAAACUCAUUUUUAAAAAGCAGGGAAAAAGGCUGUUUCCCAUGAUAUGGGCCCUUUAAUGCCAAGGUGUUUAUUUGUUUAUCAUAGCUAUGAUGACAGGAUGAAAGGAAUGAGAGGUGUCUUUUACCGCAUCCACUCUGCUAAGUAUCUUAUACUGUCAUUCAUAAAGGGAACAUUUUUUGUAUUGUCAAACCUCCGCACAAGUUUUGAAAGAAAUAUGCCUGUGUGUCAGAACGUUGUUCUGAUACACUGGGGACCAGUGCAGAACUGAGAAUAUUUGUUUAUAAUUUCUGUUCGCACAUUCUUAAACUAUGAGUCUGUAGUCACUUAUGUAGAUCAGUCAUGUUUGCCAGUGUACAGUGUCCAAAACAAAGAUGCAACAGAAAUACAGAUGCAAGUCUGAAAUACAGAUAUUUUGCUUUUUA
Pygocentrus nattereri (red-bellied piranha) is the source of this 7705-nucleotide messenger RNA. RefSeq names its product listerin E3 ubiquitin protein ligase 1 (gene ltn1). The coding region runs from base 97 to 5394 and encodes 1765 amino acids. The record is from RefSeq and is a predicted model, not a curated record. Gene Ontology annotation, cellular component: RQC complex; cytosol. The transcript is spliced from 30 exons. Lineage: Eukaryota; Metazoa; Chordata; Actinopteri; Characiformes; Serrasalmidae. Gene Ontology annotation, molecular function: ribosomal large subunit binding; zinc ion binding; ubiquitin protein ligase activity. Gene Ontology annotation, biological process: ribosome-associated ubiquitin-dependent protein catabolic process; rescue of stalled cytosolic ribosome.